Salvelinus sp. IW2-2015 is the source of this 1453-nucleotide messenger RNA. Lineage: Eukaryota; Metazoa; Chordata; Actinopteri; Salmoniformes; Salmonidae. The record is from RefSeq and is a predicted model, not a curated record.
GAAUAUUUGAUCGUCUGACUUCCCGCUCCUGCGCAGUCUCCCUGGCCUAAAACACCACUUUAACUUUCGUAUUUUCUUCUCUCUCCCCUCCGCAAACAUGUCGGAGUACAGCUCGGUACCGGCACCCGGGGCUGGAGCUCCUCUCGGCGGACAUCUAGCUAUCGGUAACGGUGGUGGAAUAAAAAAAGAUGCCUUUGCAGACGCGGUACAACGGGCCCGGCAGAUUGCUGCCAAGAUUGGUGAAUGUGCAGGGUAGCCCCUAUGAACAACAUCAAUGCACCAGACGUCUUUCCCUUCACAGCAAAGAAACGACAGUUGGAGGACCCAGAUCAACCUGAGAGCAAGAAAAUGGCUCCACAGAGUGACGUGGACUCAGCCACAGCUCUCUCUAUCGGAGCCAACUGGCAGCACUGGCCCAGCAGAGUGCCAGGCUCACAACCACCUCAGAGGAGUACAGUGUCCUGAUGGAAUGGUGGGACUCAUCAUUGGCCGGGGCGGAGAACAGAUCAACAAGAUCCAGCAGGAAUCAGGCUGCAAGGUUCAGAUAGCCCCAGACAGUGGAGGUUUACCAGAGAGGAGUGUCUCUCUCACAGGGUCCCCAGACUCCGUACAGAAAGCCAAGAUUUUAUUGGAUGAGAUUGUGUCUCGGGGGAGGGGCACGCCCCCCUCAUCCUUCCACGAGGCGACCAAUGGACAGAGUGGCUCAGGGCAGGAGAUGAUGAUUCCCGCAGGCAAGGCUGGCCUCAUCAUCGGCAAGGGAGGGGAGACCAUCAAACAGCUACAGGAGCGAGCAGGAGUGAAGAUGAUCCUGAUUCAGGACGCGUCUCAGGGACCCAACAUGGACAAGCCCCUGCGCAUCAUCGGGGAGCCAUACAAAGUGGAGCAAGCCAUGGAGUUGGUGCAGGAGAUACUGAGGGAGAGGGAUCAGCCUGGCUUCGGAGACAGGAACGAGUACGGCUCCCGCAUGGGGGGAGGUGGAAGAGCCAUGGACGUUCCAGUGCCGCGACACUCUGUCGGGGUGGUGAUUGGUCGCAACGGGGAGAUGAUCAAGAAGAUUCAGAACGACGCAGGAGUUAGGAUACAGUUUAAACCAGAUGAUGGCACAGGUCCAGAUAAGAUGGCCCACAUCAUGGGCCCACCGGACUGCUGUGACAAUGCUGCCCAGAUCAUCCAGGAGCUACUAGCAGAGCAUCAGGGUCAAGAGAGGAGGGAGGAACAGGGAGUACUCCCGCGGGCCUCCAGUCGCAUGUCCCGAGGGUGGCGCAGGGGCCGCAGCCGAGGGGCAGGGGAGCUGGGUCCCCCUGGUUGUGGAGGAGGAAUUACUUUCUCCCAUUUCCGGGCCACAAGUUGCCUUGUGAUCGGACGGGCGGGGAAAACAUCAAGGCCAUCAACCAGCAGACUUGGCCUUGUGGAGAUCAUUCCCGCCAAGCGUGCCCCCAAACGGCGACCCUGA